Messenger RNA from Cyclospora cayetanensis, 3348 nucleotides. Its product is annotated as DNA polymerase delta catalytic subunit. Gene Ontology annotation, molecular function: nucleotide binding; DNA-directed DNA polymerase activity; DNA binding. The record is from RefSeq and is a predicted model, not a curated record. Lineage: Eukaryota; Apicomplexa; Conoidasida; Eucoccidiorida; Eimeriidae. Gene Ontology annotation, cellular component: delta DNA polymerase complex. The transcript has 20 exons. The coding region runs from base 1 to 3348 and encodes 1115 amino acids. Gene Ontology annotation, biological process: DNA replication proofreading; nucleotide-excision repair, DNA gap filling; DNA-templated DNA replication.
AUGCGAACAUCGGUGCCCAAAGGGGGAGCCCUGCAUGACUCUACCGCUCCCGCUCCGGCUUGUGCAUGUGCUUCAGGCGAUGAAGACUGCGUGUUCUUCCAACUGGACGUCGCUGCAGCCACUGCGUUUCAGCGUACAGUGCCGGAUGAAAUCGCGCAGAGGGCACGGCAGCUCCAGUUGGAGCGACAGGGGCAGCCCGCCGGAAGCUGUGGCUCGAGCAGUGGAGCACCUCCUUGCAUAGUAACGCCUUCCUCCCUUGCCUCCGCUGAAGCAGCGAAGGGGAACUCCCAGGCACCAAUGGUGCGCCUCUAUGGCGUGACAGCGGAUGGGCAAUCGGUUAUGUGCAACAUACACGGCUUCUAUCCCUACUGUUACUGCGAAUGCCCCCCUCCGCUCGCGGCCGCGAUCCGUGCAGCAGCCAAACAGCGAAGUGACACCUGGCAGCAAAAUGCAGUUACGGAGGCUUUGUGUACACUGUUGGAUGACCACGUUUUAAAGUCGCACGCUCAAGGAAAGUCAUACGAUCGACGAAUCGUGGAUGUGCGAUGCGAAGACAAAGAAUCGCUCAUGCACUAUUCACCAUCUAAGGCGAGCCAACUCUUUUUCCGGAUCACCGCAGCGGCUCCACAGAUGAUUGCGGGUUUGCGCGCCUUCAUAGAGAGUGGCAUACGGCUUCUUGUACCUGAUGGUUUUGGUGCGAUGAGCGGUCAGCAGCUGGUGCUCCCGCAGGUAGCCUAUGAGGCGAACAUUCCGUUUGUUCUGAGGUACAUGGUAGACUCGGAGAUCACGGGUUGUUGCUGGAUCCGGGUGAAAGGGGGAAAAUAUGUCGCCCGGCCGGCAUCUCUGCGGGAGAGUCGCUGCCAAGUGGAGUUCGAUGUGCAUUAUGCCGAUAUUGAGGCACUGCCCUUGCGCGGCGAGUUCCAGGCGUUGCCUCCCCUUCGUAUGCUCUCCUUUGACAUCGAGUGCGUUAAAAUGAAUGGCCAGGGGUUCCCGGAGGCUCAGGAAGACCCCGUCAUACAAAUUUCUUCAAUUGUAGAGGAGCACCGCAGCAGCAGUCACAGCAAGGCUACAAACGCCUCGGACGAACCUCUCUGCCGUGUCAUCUUUACACUCCACGAAUGUGCGCCGAUUGCUGGCGCGCUUGUGGUCUGGUUUGACGACGAAUCUGAAAUGCUGAAGAAGUGGGCAGAGUUUUUGCGGGAGGUUGAUCCUGACUUUUUGACCGGCUACAACUGCAUCAACUUUGAUCUAUGCUACCUCCUGACUCGUGCGGCUGCGCUCAAAACAGAGGGUGUAGCAUCUUUAUCGCGUCUCAAGUCUCUCGAAUCCCGCAUCAGUGACACGCGCUUCAGCUCCAGAGCUCUCGGCACGCACGACAAUAAGGAAAUCACGGUCGAAGGACGCGUUCAGUUCGACUUGCUCGAACUCGUGCGCCGCGACCACAAACUGAAGAGCUAUUCUCUCAAUUACGUCUCUUCCGAAUUUCUGAAGGAACAAAAAGAAGAUGUACACUACAGCAUGAUCGGCGACUUGUUCCGUGGAUCCCCUACUACGCGCCGCCGCAUUGCGGUGUAUUGCCUCAAAGACGCCAUGCUGCCUCUGCGGCUGCUGAACAAGCUUUUAUUCCUCUUUAAUUAUGUGGAAAUGAGCCGCGUCACGGGGACGCCCCUCACCUACUUGCUCACCAGAGGGCAGCAAAUCAAAGUAACGGCACAGCUUCUCCGGAAAUGCCGGCAGCUGCAUUACGUGGUGCCGUCCGUCAAAAGAACGGGCGGAGACCGAGACGACAAAUACGAAGGUGCCACCGUAUUAGAACCAGUGAAGGGGUUUUACGAUGUUCCGAUCGCGACGCUGGACUUUGCGUCCUUGUACCCGUCCAUCAUGAUGGCCCACAAUAUCUGCUAUAGCACACUGGUCAAGGGAAACGACAUGAACGCAAUAGAACCUUCCAACCUUACGCACACGACCAGCAACCCGCGGCACACAUUUGUCAAAGCAACAGUCCGGCGCGGCGUCCUACCAAUGAUCGUGGAGGAACUUAUCGCUGCUCGCAAGGUCGCGAAGAAGGAAAUGAGCGAAGCCGAAGACACGUUCACCAAGAGUGUUCUGAAUGGGCGGCAGUUAGCCCUUAAAAUUACAGCGAAUAGUGUGUAUGGAUACACAGGAGCAACGGUCGGCGGCCAGCUGCCAUGCCUCGAGGUUGCCACUUCCAUCACAUGCUUUGGCCGUGAUAUGAUUGAAUACACAAAACGUCGCGUCGAGGAACUCUACACAAGGGAAAACGGCUAUGCCACCAAUGCCGUGGUGGUUUACGGAGACACUGACUCCGUAAUGGUCCGAUUUGGGACGGACUCGAUUGAAGAGGCGAUGAAGCUCGGGCAGAAGGCUGCAAACGAAAUCAGUUCAGAGUUUGUUAGACCUAUUAAACUCGAGUUUGAAAAGGUUUACUGCCCAUUUCUACUGAUGAACAAGAAGCGCUAUGCCGGCCUGUUGUAUACGAACCCGACAAAGUUUGACAAAAUCGACUCAAAAGGCAUUGAGACCGUGCGGCGCGACUUUUCGAUGCUGGUUCAAAUUAUGGUGGACACCGUACUUAAGAAAAUGCUUAUUGAACGAGACGUGGAAAAUGCCAAAGCCUACACGCGCACGAAGAUAUCGGAUCUUCUGCAGAACAAAAUCGAUCUAAGCCUGCUCGUGCAAACUAAGAGUUUGGGAAAGCUUGACUACGACACCAAGCUCCCACACGUUGAGCUGGCGAAAAAAUUGCGGAAACGCGAUCCUGGAACGGCACCUAAUGUAGGCGACCGCGUAUCGUACGUCGUUAUCCAGGGAUCUAAAGGGCAAGCCCAGUACGAAAGGGCUGAAGAUCCGCUUUAUGUGUUAGAAAAUAACUUGCCGAUCGACACGCAGCACUACCUUGAAACGCUCAAGGGCCCUUUGAUGCGCAUUUUCGAAGGGGUUAUGAGCAACCCAGAGAGUCUGUUCAGUGGAUGCCACACCCUGAAGAAAACACUCAUGGUGUCAACACAAGGUGCACUGUCGAAAUUCAUCAAACGUGGCCUUCAGUGCGUUGGCUGCCGCGCUACGAUUUCUGAAGGAGCUUUGUGCAAGCAUUGCCAGUCUCAAGAAGGGCAGAUCGUAGCAUCAAAGGUUAUACAGAUGCAGGGAUUGGAAAAGGAACAUGCCGACUUAUGGACUGAAUGUCAGCGAUGCCAAGGCUCGCUAAUCCAAGACGUAAUAUGCGUAAACCGUGAUUGCCCAAUCUUCUACCGCCGAGCAAAAGUGAAGAAAGAAGUAUCGGUGCUGGAUGAGACAUUACAGCGACUUCAUGCUACAAACGACUGGUGA